UUCUCUCCCCUUCCUCUCCGAGACUCCAAAACCUCUCCCUCUUCCUCGGGCGGCGGCGGCGGCGGCGCGGCGGCCAUGGACAAGAGCUUGCUCGGCGACCUGGACGGCCUCCCGGAGGAGGACAAGAUGCGCAUGGCCGCCAUGGUAGACCAGCUCCAGAUCCGUGACAGUCUGAGAAUGUACAAUUCCCUGGUGGAGAGGUGCUUUACAGACUGCGUGGACACGUUCCGCCGCAAGACCCUGGACAAGCAAGAGGAGUCGUGCGUCCACCGCUGCGCCGAGAAGUUCCUGAAGCACUCCAUGAGGGUCGGCAUGAGGUUUGCCGAGCUUAACCAGGGCGUGGCCACCCCCGAUUAAUCGUGUGGGUUUCAUCGCCCCUACCAAGUUUCUAACCUUGAGGAUUUUGUCAGCAUUGAUUUGUGUAAUCCUAAAAAGAUUUCAGCACUCCUUGAGAUACACAACUCGGUGUCAGCUAGGUUGCUUCUUGAACCAGCUGCUGGGUAAGGAAUUGAAUAAACUUACAGAUCUUGAGCCACAUAGGUGCAUAUUAUCUCGUUGCUAUAUUCAGGUAUUGUUUGUAGGGCUAGACAGCAUGGUGCAAGAUCUGUAAAGGUGCCUUUCUUCUUGCCCUCUCAUAAGACAUCUGCCUUCUUUGACAGCAAAGAGUGCUGGACCAUGCACAUGAGCUCAUCAUGCCAUGAACUGAUGCACUUGGAAUUGGAAUUUGGGAGGCCAAAAGGGGGUCUGGAUCAACCAUCAGAUCACAAUGGUUUGGACGUGAUCGCCUUUGGCAUCAUCUCAUGGCUUGGAGCUUUGGCCAUGGGCGAUGUGGGCAGGUUGGCCCCCGGCCACCUUGUGCCCACUACCUGCUGUGUCGCCGUCCAAGUUGGCAUGUUGUUUUCUCGUGUGGAGCCAGAGCGAAGCUGCAGGACAGAUCUCGUUUGGUGUUGCGUGGCAUGGGCAUGUCGGUGCUGUAGCACUGUAGCUGUAGCCUGCCCUACUGAUUCACUGAAGCUGCUGCUGCUCGUUCUAGCGUGUAGCGUGUGUGUGAUUCAGAGCAAACGAGAGGGAGGCGUCAGUGGUCAGUACUUGCAUUGUUUGGGCAUUGAGGCGUCAUGAUGGCAUGAUGUGUAUAGUGUCCUUUUGAGCUUGCUCCUUGAGCUUUCACACUGUUUUUUUUAUGGCUCUUUGAUCA
Setaria italica (foxtail millet) is the source of this 1195-nucleotide messenger RNA. Its product is annotated as mitochondrial import inner membrane translocase subunit Tim9. Lineage: Eukaryota; Viridiplantae; Streptophyta; Magnoliopsida; Poales; Poaceae. The coding region runs from base 76 to 357 and encodes 93 amino acids. The transcript is spliced from 2 exons. The record is from RefSeq and is a predicted model, not a curated record.